UUAUUCUAGCCGUUUAUUACACCUUCACCACCCCGGAUUGCAGACGACAUCAUUUUAUUGUGAAAGAUCUCAGUACUUAGCAUACAUCCCUUUUCUUGCAAUGACUUAAAACUAAGAAGAGUAAAGAAGUGAUUACCAUUAUAGUCGACUAGAAUAAACAGAUACAAUCGGUAACUAAUACAGAAUCCAAGUUCUACCACUUUACAAGUUACAGAAAAACGGAAAAACUGACCACAAACCACAAAGGAGGACAACAUAGUCAACUUUGACGAUGUUUUGUUCUUAAUGUAUGCACGUGAACUGAAGGAACUUGAAGAUAAAAGCGCACCCGGCUCAGUUGCCACAUUUCAACGGUAUUGUCCUCUUCUUGCUGUGUUAUAACUUUUACGCGCUGUUGUCCUGCAUCAUGACUCAAAGAUCUUGUGCUGUAUAUGGAGUUGGGAUUGUCAGCGCUCAUCUGCUGUUCAUCGGGAUUGGCUUGUUUGUGGCUCAAGUAUUUCAAACUGUAAUACAUAACCGGUUAAAAAAGGAGAUAACUCUGACAGAGGGCAGCCGUGUGUUUGAGACAUGGAAGAACCCUCCUCCUCCCAUCUUCAUGCAGUACUUCUUUUUUAACGUCACCAACCCAGACGAGUUCCUGGCUGGAGCCAAGCCUUUCGUCUCUCAGGUUGGCCCUUACACAUACAGGGAGUACAGGCCCAAGGAGAACGUGACCUUUUUAGAGAAUGGGACCAGGGUCGCUGCCUACCAAUCCAAGACCUUUGUGUUUCUGCCAGAGAGGUCAGUGGGUGAUCCUGACAUAGACAUGAUCACAACCAUCAACAUCCCAGCUGUGGCUGUGAUGAACAAGGUAAAGGAUAGCUUCUGGAAGAGUUCUAUGGUGUCUAUCUGGAUGAACUCCCUGCAUGUGGGCAUGUUCAUGACGCACUCCGUCAACGAGCUUUUGUGGGGCUUCAAGGACCCUCUGCUGUCCCGCAUACACCCCAUGAACCCUGAGAUCGACGAGUACUUUGGCCUCAUGUAUAAGAAAAAUGGAAGCAAUGAUGGUGAAUUUGUUUACCAUACCGGGGAGGCAGACUUCAUGGACUAUGGCAGGAUAGCCAGAUUUAAAGGAGAAAGCAAACUGAGUCUGUGGACGUCUGAGCAGAGUAACAUGAUCAACGGUACAGAUGGCAGUGCCUUCCAUCCCCUGCUGUCCAAGAAGGAGAGACUGUACAUCUUCAGUCCUGACCUGUGCAGGUCCAUCUUCAUGGAGUUUGAGAAGGAUGUGGAUGUGAAGGGACUCUCAGCGUAUCGUUUCACCCCUCCUCGUGACGUGCUGGCCAGCAAGGAGGAGAACCCAGCCAACGAAGGCUUCUGUGUCUCCCCCAAAGAGUGCCUGGGUAGCGGAGUGCUCAAAGUCAGCGUGUGUAAAAAAGGUGCUCCAGUGGUUGUGUCCUUCCCUCAUUUCUACUUGGGCGAAGAGAAGUACACUAACGCCAUUGAAGGACUGAGUCCUGUGAGAGAGCACCACCAGACCUACCUGGACCUGAACCCGACCACUGGUCUUCCUGUCCGUGCCAGUAAGAAGGCUCAGAUCAAUAUCCUCAUCAACAGAAUCUCUGGCUUCCCGAAAACCAAAUACCUGAAUGAGACUAUCUUCCCUGUCAUGUUUAUCAAUGAGACGGUUGUGAUAGACGACACGUCUGUUGCGAAGCUCCAAAAGCUGUUGCUGAUGGUGACGUUGGUGUCCAACUUCCCUCUCAUCAUUGUUGGUCUGGGGGUCUUGCUGCUGCUGGUGUUCAUCUGCCUCAUCGUCUGUGAACGCAAACUGAAGAUGACAACAAAGGAGGACACAUCUUAUUCUCCUGUGAGCAACAAGGAGGGUGACGAAAAAAAUGUCAGCACCUACAUUGGCAUGACUCCUAUUAUUGAAAAGUCUUGAGGAGGGAAUGGGAGUUUUUUGUUGUUGAGAUUCAAAGAUCUACUGUGUGUGAGUUGCUGUUCAGAGUUGAAUUGUUGCCUCUCUGUGCCUCAAAGUUAUAGUCUUGAUCAAUGUGACACUAGUUACACUAUUAUUGUGAUAUCUCCCUGUUUGUUUGUUUGGAUCUCGUUUAACCCACAAUGGAGGCUGUUCUUCCAAGAGUCCCUGUAAUAUUGGUUGAUAAUACACGUGACCCUUUGACCUGCUGUUUCAGACAUUCUCUUAAAGUUAAACUGUUUGAUACCUGUUAUUCACUUCUAAUCUCAUUGUAAUAUAAUGUAAAUAAAAAUACAGUCUCCUGUAACAAAAAUAUGCAUCCUUC
Salvelinus sp. IW2-2015 is the source of this 2285-nucleotide messenger RNA. The record is from RefSeq and is a predicted model, not a curated record. NCBI's taxonomy places the organism in Eukaryota, Metazoa, Chordata, Actinopteri, Salmoniformes, Salmonidae.